Linnemannia hyalina is the source of this 2304-nucleotide messenger RNA. NCBI's taxonomy places the organism in Eukaryota, Fungi, Mortierellomycota, Mortierellomycetes, Mortierellales, Mortierellaceae. The record is from the annotation of a GenBank genome assembly.
AUGACUUUGAUCACCAAGCUCUCCCAUGAGGGAGCCAAUCUCUCUGCUGCCCUGCCUCAAGUCGAGCCCGAGGAUGUCGGCCCCAAAGCCAGUGCCAGCAAGUUGAAGCAGCAGCCUGCUUCUUCCAUCCUGCCCGUCCAAGGAACCAAGCAAUCCGAGGAGCCUGAAGAGACUGUCGAGGCCAGCCAGAGUCACACCAUCCUCUUAGCUCAGCAGAGCCAAACAGGUAAAGAGUACCUGUCCAAGUCCCAAGAUGUCGCCGCCCCCAUCAACGUCCAACUCACCCCCGGCGCCAAUGAGGCUGACGCCCAUGCCGAGGAUACCGAGGCUGUCGAGGAUGACGAUGAAGAUGAGGAUGAAUAUGAGGAUGAAGAUGACGAGGAAGAUGACGAGGGAGACGACGAGGAUGACGACGAGGAUGACGACGAGGAUGAUGCCGUUCAUGUUGUCCGAUUCACAUCUCUCGAGGACGUUAUGGCCAGAAUCGCGGCCAGAAUCGCGGCCAGGGAUGCUUCUAAAGGUGGAAAGAAGGAUGAUGAAGACAAGGAGGAGAAUAAUGCUGGAGAAGGAGAGGAGGAGGCGCAGAACGCUGCUGAUGCUGAAGCCAACGCUCAGGAGGAGGAAGAUGAUGCUCGGGGCAGUGCUGCUGGAGCUGGUGUGGAAGAUGCCCAGGGUGGAGAGGGCACCGAGGAGGACGAAGGAGUUGAUGAAGGAAAUGUCAAGGAGGAAGGACAGGAGGAGAGAGGUGAAGAUAGCGAUGAAGGUGAAGAGGAGGAGGAAAAUGCAGGCCCUGAUUUUGCCCGUGCAGCUCGUCGCCGUGCCCCCAGGGGGUACAGAGCCAAACCGUGCUUUGUCCAGAUGAUUACCGAGGCCUUGAACUACUACCGCCACGACCCCAAGGGCACAACCCCUACAUCGAUCAAGAGCUGGAUCUCGUAUAACUACAACCUCGAUAACUUAAUCAUAGAGGCACAGUUCAAGAAUGCUCUUGAUUACGGUCUUGGUGUUGAGAAGAUAUUCAAGUGCAAGAAGAGCCGUUCUCGCUUAGUACUUGUUGACAGGUUGCAGCAGGGUGGUGAGGAUUCCGACAGCGAUGAUGAUGAAGAAAGUGGAGAUGAGCAGGGUGGUCCUCAUGGCGGUGGUGAUGGUGGUCAGAGCCAAUCUCGGGCUGGUGAUAGACAGGGCCAGGCUCAGACUGGUGGUGGUAAUCAGGGCCUAACCCGGGCUCAGUCUGGUACCGGUGGAGCGGAAGGAGAUACCACUGCUUCUGCUGCUGAGGAGAGCCAGGAUGAAGGAGGUCGUGCUGGCCAGAAUGAAGACGGUGGUUCUCAAGAGGAGGAGCAAGCUCAGGGUCUAUGUGGAUUCGAGGACGAAGAGGAUGAUGAGGAGGAGGAUGAAUUUGAUGAGGAGGAGGAAGAUAACGAUGAGGAGGUGCAGGAAGAUGACGAUGAAGAGGUGCAGGAGGAUGACGAUGAGGAGGUGCAGGAGGAUGACGAUGAGGUGGAGGAGGAGGGAGAUGGCGAUGAUGAUGACGCUCAGCCUAACAACAACAGACGGUUCGGAAGGAUCACUGCCGUCCAGAAGUCCGUUCCGGUUGCUGCCACCAAGAAAUCUGCUGCUCGGUCCAAGAAGGUUGCUACCCUCGAACCCAAAAAGGGCAAGAGCCUCAUCAGGACUCUGAAGGCUCCCAAGCCCGCCAAGGCUAUCAAGUCCACCGCUAAGGAGGCUGAAGUUGAGGUUGAGGGUGAAACCAAAACUGGUACCCGCAAGUCGACCAAGAAAACUGCUGCCAAGGAGACUCCUACCGCUUCUGCCAUUAAAGCUGCCACCAGCACCAAGGCUGCCGAUUUCAAGAAGGAGACCGCCAAGGAAAAUACUGCGUCCAAGAAGGCUGCCGAUGCCAAGAAGGAGACUGCCAAGGAGGAGGCUAACCCCACGAAGGCCGUUGUCCCCAAGAAGACGUACGGGUACAUCAAGCUCGCUGCGACGCAGCCCGCUGCCGCUAUUAUUGUUUCCGCCCCUGCCUCUGCUUCUUCUACCGUCAAGUCAGCCUCAAAGCGUGCUACUCGGAUCACCAAGAAGCAAGACGAGACGAAGGAUGAUGAAACUCCAUUGCGUACCGAGGGUACCACAACCCGAUCGCUGAAGCGCAAGGCUGAUGACACCACUGACGCCAAGGAGGAGGAGGACAAGAUGAAGGGCACUCAAAGACUUCGUGGAAAAGAUGGGCGCUUCAUUUCUGCCGCGCCUGGUCCAUCCAAGACUCGCGGUUCGUCUGGCCCCUCCAAGGCCCGCAAGGUUUAG